UUAGCUUUUAAGCGCCACAACUCAGUGAGCUCGCAAAUUCUACACACACACACUCUCUCUCUCUGAAAUCCAAACACUGUUUCUUUGUGAGAGCUUUCAAUCAAAAGAGUGAAAAUGGAAGUGGGUCGGUUGCCCAUAUCAGCAUCACAGAGAGGCAAACUGAUAGCAGCAGGCUAUACAACUCUCUCUUCUUUUUCUUCGCUGUCUCCCUCCCACCUUGCCAGAGAUCUAAAAAUUUCGGAUAAUGAGGCUGCUGAAAUUAUGAGAGUUGCAUCACAUAGUCAUAGGUUGGAUGGGUCAGCAGGAGGUUGUGGUACAGUUAAUGGUGCACAAACUGCUUGGGAUAUGCUCCAUGAGGAGGAGAUGUUUCCACGCAUCACUACAUCUUGUGAGGAUCUGAAUAACAUCCUUGGUGGGGGAAUAAAUUGCAAAGAAGUUACUGAAAUUGGUGGAGUUCCGGGCAUUGGUAAAACACAGCUGGGGAUUCAACUCGCUAUCAAUGUUCAAAUUCCAGUUGAUUAUGGUGGCUUAGGAGGAAAGGCAAUAUAUAUAGAUACAGAAGGCAGCUUCAUGGUCGAACGUGCUUUACAAAUUGCUGAAGCAUGCAUAGAAGACAUGUCAGAAUGUGGUGGCCUUUUGCGGAAGGAUUUUCAAGCUUGCCAACUUAAAAUGCACCCCAACAAUAUCUUGGAAAACAUAUUCUAUUUCCGAGUCUGCAGUUACACUGAGCAAAUUGCUCUUAUAAAUUGCUUAGACAAGUUCAUCUCAGAGCAUAAAGAUGUAAAGAUUGUCAUUGUUGAUAGUGUUACUUUCCACUUCCGCCAAGAUUUUGAUGACAUGGCCCUCAGGACUCGAUUACUAAGCGGAAUGGCUUUAAAGCUGAUGAAACUUGCAAAAGAUUUUAGUUUGGCGGUUGUUUUGUUGAAUCAGGUGACCACCAAGUAUAUAGAUGGUUCAUUUCAAUUAACUCUUGCACUGGGUGAUAGCUGGUCACAUUCGUGCACAAAUCGAGUCAUUUUAUACUGGAAUGGCAAUGAACGAUAUGCAUACAUUGACAAGUCACCCUCCCUCCGAUCAGCAUCUGCACCAUAUUCUGUGACCUCUAAAGGUAUUAGGAAUUCUGCUUCAAACUGUAAGCGCAUCAAAAUGAUGUGAGACUUAGUGUGAGAUACAACUUAAAACUCCAACAUCAGCACCAUAGGAAAGUUGUUAAAAUAGAUUAAUGCUUGAUCAUUUAAGAUAAUUACAGCAACUAAUAUAUUUUAUUUGUGUCAGUUUGGUUUAGCUUAAUUUUUAUCUUAAAAAAGAAUGUACAGAAGUCUCACAUUUUUCAAACUAUAGCUGUAAUUUUUGUUCAGCUUAUUUUUAAGCAAAGUAGUAAACCAAUGAAUAUAAGCUAUACCAAUCGAUCACUUUCAACA
Quercus lobata is the source of this 1421-nucleotide messenger RNA. RefSeq names its product RAS associated with diabetes protein 51C (gene RAD51C). The coding region runs from base 115 to 1155 and encodes 346 amino acids. Gene Ontology annotation, cellular component: Rad51C-XRCC3 complex; Rad51B-Rad51C-Rad51D-XRCC2 complex; replication fork. NCBI's taxonomy places the organism in Eukaryota, Viridiplantae, Streptophyta, Magnoliopsida, Fagales, Fagaceae. Gene Ontology annotation, biological process: reciprocal meiotic recombination; DNA repair; meiotic DNA recombinase assembly. The record is from RefSeq and is a predicted model, not a curated record. The transcript has 9 exons. Gene Ontology annotation, molecular function: four-way junction DNA binding; ATP-dependent DNA damage sensor activity; ATP binding.